CUGCUCUGCAGUGUGACCUGUCAAAAUUUGAGAAAGGCUCGACCAACGUGAACCUGGAAUUAAAUGCAAGCAAAUGCAAAGUGUUAAGAGUCACCCGUAAGCACAACAAAAUCGUCUACCCGUAUACGCUGCAUGACACCAUUCUAGGAAGCACGGACAGUGAGCGUGAUCUUGGGAUAUUAACUUCAUCUAGCCUGACUUGGUCUAAACAUGUCGAGUACCAGUGCGCCAAAGCCUCCAAGACCCUAGGAUACAUUCGUAGAUCAACGUUCGACAUCAAAGACAUCGCAGUUCGCCGCACUCUAUACUUGACUCUCGUUCGUACGCAGCUAUGCUAUGGUUCACAAAUCUGGGCACCACAAACCAUCAAUCUAAUCCAACGCACAGAAAGACUUCAACGACGCGCGACUAAGUACGUCCUGGAUCUACCCUUCCGUUGUGAACCUACAUACAACCAGAGACUUUCACGUUUAGGGCUUAUUCCAUUGAGCUACUGGCAUGAAUUUCUGGACAUGGUUGUGUUCUACAAACUAAUUCGUGGAAUCAUGAGAAUUGACGAACAUUUCCUGCCUCAACCAACAAGUGUCAACAGCCAAAGGGAAACAAGAUCAUCCGAUCCUGACCAUUUGUCAUUCACGACAACACGAUGCAAGACAACCACAUUCCAAAAGUCCUAUUUAAAUAGAUGUACCAGAAUGUGGAAUGUACUGCCAAAGAACUUGACAGGCAAUAACACCAGCCUUAGUCAGUUAAAAAAUGGACUUUUCAUGUACUAUAAAGUAGCAUUACAAACUGUCUACGACGUGGAUGAUCCAAGAACAUGGAAAUCAAUAUGUUUUGUAACAAGUCCCGUAAUCUGUCCUGUGAAGUAUCGUGUUGUUAUUAGACAAUAGUUUAAUGUUUGUGAUGUCGUAUCUUAUAUGUAAGGGCCGCUGUAAUUGGCGUAAGCUGUAGCGUGUUCCCUGCCAUUGUCCAUAUAUGUUUUUUCUGUGUUUUAAUGUUUAUUGGCAAAGUUAAAUAAAUAAAUAAAUAAAUAAAUAAAUAAAUAUACCUUCACACAAGUCUCCCUUGAAUCCCAAGACACAAGAACAUUCAAACUGCCGAUCAUCACGAUCUAUACAUGUCGCCCCAUUUUUGCAAGGGUUAGGAUAACACAGAGCUUUUUCUACAUUAAAUGAGAAAUUUGAGGGCAUGACUUUUAAUUCACAUAAAGACAACAGCCGUUAACAGGGCUGCAAAUAAUUACUUUACUUAGAAGGACAAAUGUCUGGCCAAGCCAAAAAUUGGUUGGAUAUUUAUCAAUUUUACCAGGACAAUGGAUAAAGUAGAAUUCUUCUCUUUUUUUUAUUAGCACCACGUAUUUUUUUGCCUGGUCAUGUUAGUCCUGCAAUAUAUCUAAAACUUAGCAGGUGUACAGCCUAGUCCCAGGCUCUCUCUCUAUUCGCUGCUUUGAUAUAUUUAAAUAAGUCUUAAACGUUUUAUGCCUGGGUGUGCUGUGCGGAACGCUUCAGCGAGAGAGCCUAGCAGAUUUCGGUAAAAUGGUCCCUGAUUUAAAAAAAGUGGUCCCUGGCCUGGUUACCAAGCAUACCUCAUUUGUAAAUGGAAAAUAUUAUGGAAAUUUCCUUUGCAUUUCUAAUUAAGUCAUUAGUUUUGCUCUAAUGCUGUCGGAACAAUGAAGUUGGCUACGUUUCGCUGCCAUACGGUCAGAAUGAAAUAACGGGCUAAAUAUGACUCGUGUUUACUAAAAUAUAUAGCCAUAUUAAAUGCUAUCUAGAAGCUUGAAAAUUAUGCCGAGUCUCCGACUAAGAAUGUUUUGACAACACCGUCAUGUCAGGCAAAUAUUUCCAAUCUCCUCAGCAAUUUAAACCUGUCAAGUAGAAAGCGUAGUUGUGUAUACCAGUAUGGUCUAGUGUUGAUCACAACUUGCGAGUACAUAAAUAACAUCAACGAUUGCUCAAACUCGGUAUCGUAAAUUUGUAUAUAAAUUUUUUUAGUUGAGCACAUUUUUAAUACAGUUUGAUUUGGUUAUGUAGACAUCGAACAUGUACAUGAUGAACGAGCAUUGCCGUAUUUAUAAUUAAAAGGUUACUUGUAUAUAUAAAUUUUCCGCCAUAUUAAAAAUACUGAAAUCUGCUAGGCGUUCUGAAGCACCUUGAGCGGUGACGUCACACCUAGGUCCCAGUCUCGUCAUGUGCUACAUCCACUUUUUUCUCGCGCUUGCUUCAGAACGACUGGGACUAGGCUGGCAGGUGUAUAUAUAUAUACCAGUCCCAGUGAAUCAGUAGAUUAUGGUUCAGGUUAAGUAGUAAUACGGAAAAAGGACCACUUUUUUAUUGGGGGGGAAUUUUUUCAUUUUACUAUAAGAUAGUAUUGUAAAAGAGUCGGGUGAUGCUGAAAAAAGAGUCGAAAAAAGUGUUCCCGGACGGGGGGACUUUUUUUGGGUGUGGUCCAGGGCGUGGUCGGGCGCCGUGCGCCGUGCGCUUGCGUGGUGUGCGUUGCGCAUGCGCGGCCGAGCUGCGACGCCGAAGCCUUGGUCGACCGUAAUGAGCGGGUUUGAAAUUGGCGCGCGACUUUAUCUCGGCCAAGUGGGAGGAGCUUCUUUUGAUCAAUUUCCGGCUGUCAAUCAAAAUGUUAAGAUGUUAAAUUUACUCACAUUUUCCCAGAAUGAUUGACAGCCGGAAAUUUAGACCCGAAAUUUAAUACUUCCUGUUGUCAAUCAUUGUGUUAAAAUGUUAAAUAAAAACAAAUAAAAAAUAAAACAUUUGCAAGCAUGGAUGAAAUUAACUGGUCACAAGAAGCUGCUUUCGAGGCAAAACGACUAAAAGAUUUGAGUAUUUACGUGAAUCAGAUGCUUUUUAUUAUUUCAAGAAAGAUUGGGUGGUGAAUUAUCGUCUUGGAGAUAUUGGGACGAAAUGAUUCAACCGCUAGAAAAAAAUAAACACGAUAUAUCACAUUUUUUGUUUACGGCCGAACGUUUGGGAACAAGCGGAGAAGAUGCUAUUUUGGAUGAUUUUAUAAACUACUUGUAUAUUACAUACCGGUAAUAUAUGAAAAGUACAAGCAAAUUGUGUUUGCGCCUUUGUAGUAGUUUCCACUUAUUUUUGAAGUAAUUUGAAGUUAGGAAAUUUGAAGUUAGGAAAUUUGGAUGUAAGAAAGGAAAAUUUUGUGUGUGUGUUUUCAGAUGGUGUUUAGACAUGGCCGCGUGCAAACUAAAUCACGCAUGCAAAUCAUGUGGCAAAUGUAAAGCUAAGCAAGCUAAGCAAUUGUUCGAGGGCGAAAGUUGUGCCCUAUCUUAUAACAGUGAUGACGAUUGGUUCGAAUAAAAUAAAAUACAAUAUCGUCUAAUUCGUCUAAUAUAUCGUCGUUAACAACUACCCUAUGACUAUCAAUCCAGGAUAUUUGCACAUCAUCUUUGUCGUGUGUAAGCAAAAAAUCACUAACAAAACCCUCUAUAUUUUUUUGCAUCUUCCUGUGUCCAUAUAAAGCACCAUAUACACAAGAUGUUUGCAUAUCAUCUAUAUCUUUAACAAUGUCGUACGCGAGCAUAUCACUAACAAAGUCCUCUAUAUUUUCUUUCAUCUUCCCACGACCGUAUGAACCGUUUGCGCGUACGGGCGCGCAUACACGUUCUUCUUGCAAAAAUAUAUUUAUGGUUACAUCGAUUACCCCUCUUGGUAUCACCCCCGCGCGUAAUCGUAACCAUAAUACUUUAAAAUCAUAGUCUGCAUCUUGUCGGGCGAAUUAUAACUGCAACGCAAAGUUACAAAUGCGUCGAUUUUUUUACACAGGGUUCGUGCAUGUAUUACGGGUUUUCCUUUGUAGCUAGUCAUUAUUGUAGGGUCAAAACGCAUAGUGUCUAAGGAGAAACAAUAAAUCGGGUGUCACUAACACGCCACAAUCUCUCGCAAUUUGUUGAAAAAGUUUCACGCAACACGUGUCCCCUAACAACUGCGCCAACAAUACUUCGCGGGACAACGAGUCUAUAAAAUGCUGCUGCGUAGUCGAUGUCAUUACAUCUCGGGGGUUGAAAUGCAUUGAAAAUGGUUCAAGUGCAUCUGCAAAUUUUAUCACACCGUCUUUUGAAACACAUAUAAAACCUUUAUACCGUGUAUGAGACAGUUGUUCGAACAUAAAUACAGACAACCGAUGUACGCCAUCUUCUGAAAAGCAACCGGGACUAUUCAAGCAAAUCACGUGCUCGAUAUUUUGUAAACAGCAACCGUGCAGAUGGAAAUUCGUUCUAUACCCUAUUGAUAAGGGAUCUAUAACCCGAAUCUCGUAGUCAGAUUGAAAAAAGAAAGCGUUAAUACUUGCGCUAUGCGAAAGAAUAUAAUCUUCCAUACCUUUAAAAUUCUUCGCUUUCUCCUGGAAACCAAUCGGUUACAGUGCUCGAAUAAUAACUGUGUUGAGGUAGUUCGUGUAUUGUACAAUUUGUCAACAAUGAAACCAACACGUCGCGAAUAAUUCUCACACCCUCCUGUGUCUCGGUUAUAAACAAUGUUGUAUAAAACACGCAUAAUAUCAAUACAACUAGGUUACCCACAGGGCAGUAAUGCUGCCUUUGACAGCAAAAGACAAACUACAGGGUGUUGAACGAGUCCUUCAGAAACAUCCUAUUUUUGUCCUUUCUCUGAUAGCCGCUAAGCAGGCUAUUGUUAUCCUUGUUAACCCAUUUGUUGACAGUACGGCCCUACCACUGACUGAGUAUUAAAAAUCGUCUGGCGUUGGACAGGGUAAAUACUAAAGUAAUUACUGUGCUGAUGGAUUAACAAGAGACAUUGGCAGAUAGGUUUGUUAACCCAUUUACUGGCAGUACCCUGUACCCCUGACGAGUAAAAUUUUCUGGCGCUGGACAAGGGACUGGCGCAUUGCCAGCUAAUGGGUUAAACCACCGUGGUUAAACAUAAGAUUUGAUGCUCCAGCAAAUGUAAACAAACUAUCAGUGUGACAUCCCAGUUUAUAUAUUUACUGUAUAUACUCGGAAUAUUGAUUUCUCGGUAAAUACAAAAUUAUUUUAAAGUAUAACAACCAGCGAAGAUGUAAGCCACUAACUACCCUGCGCGGCUGCGCGCAGACUAUAUAAUGACAUAUAUAUGUUAUCCGUCCGGUCCGUCCGUCGCCAUCCGUCCAUCCGUCCGUCAUUCAUCCGUCCGUCCGUAUCCGCAUUUUAUCGUAACUCGUUUUUCAAACACAAAAGUGCGGUUCGUCAUGAUCAACAUUUUCAAAAGCGGCCAAUUAGACCAGGGGUUAAAGGGCAAUGACAAUGACAUGCAGGUGACAUUUAACAUUGCGUCUCACUAAUUAAAAUUUGCGUGUUUAUUAGUAAUGUUUAUCAAAGAAAGCAAAAAUAUAUACAAGACAAUCUCACAUGUGAAAUUUUUUCACUUACGUACUGCCUUGUGAUGCAGUACAAUUAUAAACACCAAAUGACAAAGCACUUGUAAAUCCUAAAACAUAAUUAAAUCAUACGGCACAUUCAAGAUUUUAAUAUCGUAUUUCAGCCGCGCGUUUAUUGCUGGGCGCAUUCGCUGCGCUAUAUUCAUUUAUAUACACAGAAAAGCAUGUCAUUGUCUUUGCGGACCAUAGGCAAAAAGCAUUCGUCAACCACAUACCAAAUUUAAGCAAUCGUUAAAUCAUAUACAUGUCAGGGAAAGAAUAUGAAAAUAAUGUUGAAUGAAAGCUAGCAUCGCGUAUAAUGUUAAAAGCACCGCAUAUAGUGCUCGAACCACUGCGUAUAAUUGCAAAAGCACCGCGUAUAUAAAUGGUGAAAGCACCGCGUAUAAUGCUGGAACCACAGCGUAUAAUGCGGGAACCACCGCGUAUAAUGGCGAAAGCACCGUGUAUAAUGCCGAAAGCACCGCCGUAUAAUGCUAAAAGCACCCAACAAAAUGCCAUUUGAUCACUUUAAGCCAGCUAUGGCUUUCCAUAAAAGAAGACCAAAGAUGAAAGAUGAUCACAUUGCCUGUUUGCCUUAUGCUUGACCGCGCUGCACCACGGUUAAAAUUCACUGGUACCGUCAUGCAAUGCGCCAAAUAGAAAAUUUUGAUAUCGACCCACAAAACAAAAUUAGGAUCUGCUGCCUUGCUCGCUCGCUUCAGGCUCGCUCGCUGCGGCAGCAAUAAUAACGUCACAACGACCCUGACAUUGACUCGUACAUUCCUCACCUUGACCAUGAUUCUGAAAACAAACACAUAAUUACCCAUAUUUGGUCAAUACUACCUUGACCAUGAUUUUAAAGACAAACACAUAAUUACCCAUAUUUGGUCAAUACUACCUUGACCAUGAUUUUAAAGACAAACACAUAAUUACCCAUAUUUGGUCAAUACUACCUUGUCCAUAAUUUUGAAAACAAACACAUAAUUACCCAUAUUUGGUCAUACGCGUCGCAUAGGUGUUUAAAACAUACCCAUAUUAGGUAAUCGUAUCUCAGGGGAUGUUAAAAAAUGUUACAACCCGAUCCACACUUGGAUAAUUGCGACUCAUACUCUCGUUAUCAAUAUUACACCGACGUGUAUCAUAAUCAUUCUGCACGCAACAAGUUUACGAGAUGGAUCAAUUUGCACGCUUUGUGGACUAUUUGGGUUUUUCUCUAACCGACGAGAAUUAUUCCGCGUACCAAGAUUUAUUUCACAGUUUUCAACAAUUUUGCAACGUAAAUCCAAAUAUUUCACAGGAAUUACAAUUUAUACGCUGGCAACAUCAAUACUCGGCUGUUACAAAACCCUCACCGACUGUACCCCUUCUUCGACCUGACCCAAUCCACCUUCCCACGAAACUGGCAACAUUACCCGGUCAGACUUGCUUUACUACCUUUACGCUGCUAGAACAACCCGCUACAACGCCGCACACCUCACCACGCGCAAACAUGGUUGUGAAAAAUAAAUCCGACACGCCGAUGACGGUUGACCAAAACGUGCUUAAUACAACCCUCCUUGAAGUCUUAAACGAAUCUAGUGAAGAAGAUAAUCAAAUACUCGUAAACUCGGAACCCAUACAAGAACAGCAUGAAAUUACAAACAUUAUCUUGGGUCUUGAUGAAUCUCAACCGAACACCACAAAAACAGACGGUUGCGGUUAUGGUCUUGGUAAAAAUAUCACAAUGUUACGAGACGAACAUGAACAACGACAACACAAAAAAAACAAACGACAACGACGCACAAAAACAGGUGUUCGAGGAUCGGGCAGACCCACCAACGAUGAAAGCAUCAUGCGUGUAGCCAACGACGCGUCCGAAGAUGUCAAAGCCGAAGCCGCAUUGGCGCUAAAGGAAUUACGCGCAUUGACUUCUACGGGUGCCAUACGCAAAAAAAUGCCGAUAUACACCAAACACCCCGACGACAUCAAGUGUUUCGCUAUAAAACAUUAUAGCAGCUUUGAAUUUAUUGCCGACCGGCGAAAAAAAUCAUUAGAAAAAAUCAAAAAACACCGUGACAUUCUACAACAUUUGAACAAUCUAGAAAUGAACAUGUUACCCUAUAUCGAACAAAACAAUACAUUUUAAAUUUCACUUUACCCUAUAUGUUAGUAAAUCACUAUCUAUUAAAAAUAAAACUUUGUAAAUUAUUAAAAAAGAUGAAUAAAAUAUUAUGAUGUAACAUAAAACAUUGUUAUAUCGAAUUUCGCUUUUAAAAAAUACGUCACAUUUCCCGUGACGUCACUUCCGUCGCACCCCAUAAAGUCGCGCGCCAAUUUCAAACCCGCUCAUUACGGUCGACCAAGGCUUCGGCGCCGCAGCUCGCCCGCGCAUGCCCAACGCACACCACGCAAGCGCACGGCGCCCGACCACGCCCUGGACCACACCCAAAAAAAGUCCCCCCCGUCCGGGAACACUUUUUUCGACUCUUUUUUCAGCAUCACCCGACUCUUUUACAAUACUAUCUUAUAGUAAAAUGAAAAAAUUCCCACACCCCCCAAUAAAAAAGUGGUCCUUUUUCCGUAUUACUACUGGUUAAACAUAACUUAAAUUGUUUGUGAUGUUACUCUAAGUGUGCAUCCACAGUGGGCAAGCUCAGGUACACUCGGGUACCUGAGUACAUAACACACACACAAAAUAAUCAUAUCAUAGAAUACACUGAUAUCGAAGGAACUAGACUCAGUUCCGAAAUAUCAUCAACUCGAACCGACUUGACCACGUAACUCAGUUGGCAGAGCAUUGGACUAGUAUCCCAAAGGUCGCGGGUUCGAUUCCCACCGUGCCCAAGCUAACUUUUCAGCUUGCCCGGUGUGGAUGCACACUCAGAGUAACAUCACAAACAUCAUAUUAACCUGAGUACAUGUACACACAAAAUAAUAACUUUAAUUUCUACCAUGUAUACGAAGGUGAUGUAGAUUUAUAAUUAAAUCUUACGGCUUAAUGCAGCACGAAAUAGUGGAGAAGCGCUGUCUAUAUUGCUUUCUUGUUGGUUUCAUUUAUCAAAAAAAUGUGUUAAAUAAACAUCUUUUAAAAUUGGAGAUUUGACUAGCCUAAAAACUAAAACUUGGCUGGACAAUGUCCGAUGACCGGCACUAAUUUGCAGGCCUGGCCAUGAGAUGAUUAAUCGGAAAAAGUAAUCGGCCAUUUCGAAAUUGUAAAAAAAUAAUCGGCCGUUGCUAUACUUACUUUGGCAGCGAUCUCCUUUGUAUCCCAAUUUACACGUGCAAUGAUAUCCAUCAUCCAUUUCUGUGCAAAUAGCUUCGUUAUUGCAUGGGUUAGGAACACACGAGUCUUUUACUGAAGGAGCAAAGAUUAAAAUAUUAAAUUGAAAUUUAGGAACAUGCCAUAUAUAAAAACCUAGAAAUCGCGUCAUUAAUGUAGACUUCGUGUAGUACACAAGCACUCACAUCUUGUAACAAGUCUGCCAACAAGCCGUCAAUAAGUUGUGUUCGCACUGCUUGUCCCAAGUUGUCAACAAGUUUGGAACAAGCUGUGAACAACAUGUAGUAAUAAGUUCUUUGUAUGUUUGCAUGGCGAUAAAACAUAUAAUAGUUUUGUUUGUGGAAACACCACAUAAAUUUUAUUACUGCAAAGAUUUCGAUCCGUAAGCCCGGAUCUUCAUCAGUGCUAAUAAUAUGUCAUAUUAUUAGCACUGAUGAAGAUCCGGGCUUACGGAUCGAAAGCUAUGCAGUAAUAAAUUUACGUGGUGUUUCCACAAACAUGUAGUAACCUUGUUGAUAUUAUCAAAGUUGUUCCAACAAGUCUGAUACAGUCAUGAUUUUACAAUAUUGUUACAACCUUGUGUGGCCAACCUUGUAACAUUUUUGUCAUAUCAUCACUGUAUCAGACUUGUUAGAACAACCUUGUAACAAGUCUGAUAAUGCCAUCAAGCUUGUUAAUUACAAGUUGUUAUCAGCUUGCUCCAAACUUACUAGAACGACUAUACAGUGCGUAAAAACGCACAAGUUGUUACAGGUCUGCAAACAAGUUGCUACAAACCUGUUCACAAGCUGUCGACAAGUUGUGUUCGUACUGCUUGUUCCUAGUUGUUGUAACACGUUUGGAACAAGCUUUUAACAACUUGUAAGAAGCUUGAUGGCAUUAACAGGUUGUUCUAACACGUCUGACACAGUCAUGAUAUAACAGGAAUGUUACAAGGUUGACGAAACAAGGUUGUAACAAUAUUGUUAUAUCAUGACUGUAUCGGACUUGUCGGAACAACCUUGCAACAAGUCUGAUAAUAUCAACAAGGUUGUUACAAGUAGUUAGCAGCUUGUUGCAAACUUGUUGAAAAAUAGCAAUAAGCAGUGCGAACACAACUUGUCGACAUCUUGCGAACAGAUUUGUAACUACUUGUUUGCAGACCUGUAACAACUUGUGCGUUUUUAAUUGUAUACGAUAAGACAAGCACAAAUUUAUCCACUCACUAUAUUGGAACAAAAAUCAGUAAAACUGCAAGUCCCAAAAUAUCAACACUUACAUUCACAAGCUUUUCCCUUCGAUCCGAUUGCACAUGUGCACGUGAAAUCUCCUUGACCGAGUUCAGUACAAGUCCCAGCAUCCUUGCAGGGGUUGUCCAAACAAGCUCGCUUGACUAAACAGAAAAAUAAUAAAUGUAUUUAUAGAUGAAGGUAGAAGACCGCAAGCUUACAAUACUCUUAAUGACUCUACAAGUAUUAGCUAAAUGGGGUUUCGUUGGCGCAGGCAACAGAGCAAACGCCUUUCAAUUUUUAGUUCGUGGGUUCGAUUCUCGCUAUGGACUCAUGUGAAAAGAGUCAGUCAACGCUCUGCCGAAAGUCGUGGAUUUUCUCUGGGCGCUCCGGUUUCCUCCCACAGGGAAAUUGACAGGGUGAGUCAGCCUAAAAAUGUGGGACGUUUUUUUGCACUGUAUGCAAUAUUUCACAAAACAAUGUUAGCUACAUGAACUCACAUUUUCACAUUGGGGCUCGUGAUUGUAUUUGUAAAAGGCAGAAGACAUGAGUUAUGAAUAAAAACAAACUAGUUCGUGAUUACUUUUUAAUAUUGUGACGUCAUCACUAAUUAAAUUAAAGUAUCGGUAUAUUAGUAUUGGUUUCGACUAACAUCGUGGUAUCGGACUUAGUUUCGUAUCGAAUUGAAAAAGCCGGUAAGAAUGAAUGUAAUAUCGUCAUUGACAAACUCAUUUUUGUUGACUUCUUUACUACCACAGUUUUGGGAUAUGAUGUCAUUAGACGAAUUGCAAAUGAUGUUUGACAUGGCUUUUGCUACUAAAAUCCAUCUAAUUGCAUCACAGCAAAUGACUUUGACAGUGAAUAAGUUGUCCAAAAUGAUUUUCGUACCAUAUAAAGAUGCAUUACAUUUCUUCUUAAAAUGGUCCAACCCUUACACAUUCCAAAACUCACAUUUGGUGUUAGUAGGACUUCGAUAAUGAACAAAACAUUUUUCGCUUACAUUCACAAUGUUGGCCAAUGAACUGUUCAGGACAGUCGCAAUAAAAUCCAUGUCUGGUUCUGACGCACACGCCGCCAUGAUAACAAACAUGAUGUAGACACGCUCCUGGAAAAAAAACGAAAUAGACAUUUACACUGCCAUGGAAAUGUACGAGGAUAAAGCGAAUGGGUUAUUUUUCCUUGGAUCAAUACUUUCAUAAAAAGGAGACAAGAAUAGGCAAUUCAGUAAGGAGUAAAAGAAGUUUGGAGAAAAGUGCAAAUAAUUAUCAUAAAAAAAUUGCAAAACUUUUUAUCAAAUUUUGUAUGAAAUUUUGUCUUAGACUUAUUCGAAAUUGGUUCUCCUUUAUACUCUUCCAAAGUUGUUAUGUCUUGAUCUUUGCAACUUAUUCUUCAGAAAGACAAUUUCUGAAUGGGUGACCAACAAAUACAUCCAUAGCCAUUUUCAUAUUUUGAGCCGUACAUACAGCUAUUUCAAUUAAGGUUGUCCCCGAGCAAAGCAGAAAAGUCGAAUACGAACGCGAAAGCUUGAAUUGUUUUAGAAAGCUUGAAUUUUUAAUUGAAUUUUUUUAGCGAUUCCAAGCAAGCCUUUCGCGUUCGUAUUCGACUUUUCCGCUUUGCUCGAGGACAACCUUAACUGAAAUAGCUGUAUAUACGAACUAAUUGAACAACACAUAACAUUGACUUUGCGAACGACGUGACCAAAAGUCACCUUCAAUUUGAAGGCAUCUCAAUUAAGAUGGCACACAAUUAUGAAUAAAGAUGCGUGAUAUGAUCCGCUUGGACAAAUAAGAGAUCGAGUUUACUUGACGCUACAUGGGAAGAGUUUGGAACUGAUAAAGCUAUAUCCAGUAUCAAUAAAGUUAGUAUAACCUGUACGAAGGCCAGAUUUGGGAAACGUUACAAAUGGGCGUGGAAUUAAACCGGCAGACGGCAUCACAGACGGUAAUCCAUAAAUAUAUUGUCUUUUUGCAUUCCUCUCUGGAACAUUCCUUGAUUUACUGAAUUCCUGCGAUUCUCUCUGCGCAGGCUGUUUUACAGUACGUCGUUUUCCAUCGGCAUCGAGUUUAAUAGCUUUCCCCGUUGGUUUCUUAAUCGUUUGACCGAUAUCGUCUUUCCGUUUAAAAGUGUUAAAUGUUUUGUCCAAAUCUUCGGCCAAUCUUGAAUCGCUUUUCAACGUAUCACUUGUAAUCUUCGAAGUCUUGUGUGGUGAAUCUAUCUUGUGAUGUAUUCCCGUGGAUUUCUCGAUGCAUAUCAAGAGAACAAACCAGACAAUAGCGACAAACAAUCCAUUGGAAAUGCACAUGUUUCCCCCGGAUUACGAAACCAACACUACAUGACAGCCCCGAUAACAAAUUCAAAGAUUUUUCUUAAAUCGGUUUAACUGUUCUACAUUUCUCUACUUGGAAUAUAGAUAUUGUCCGUUAUCAGGAAUUAAUGCGAUUUUUCCAAAAUCAGCGUUGCGUUUAAAUUUACCUGCAGCUGUUGCUAUCACUAUAGUUAUUUGUCCAUGGAUACCCAUAGGGUUCCUCGUGGGUCCCUUAUUUCCAUUCUACGUCUGAUCUACGUCCAAAACCAUAGAAAUAUUUCUUGUACACUUGUCAGGUUUUCCUUGGCGGCAGUACACACGAACAAAUUUUCCUUGACUAGCUUUGGAACAAGGUUCCUUAAUAGGCAAAGGAAAAAUUGUAAAAAUAAAACCUGUCAAGGAAGAGUUGACCUCUGUACUAGGCCUUGCUGGACGUCUAGGGAUACUAGACGAGUGGAGGUUCAAAGAGUGGAGGUUCAAUCUGAGCUUCCCUUGAGUGUCAGUGCUGUUUUUGAAUAGCUGGAGGGUGAGUUGUCACAUAGUAAGGUACGAGACUUACGCCUGUAUUCUAAAAGCUCACUCACACUCACACUCAAUGAGUGGAGGUUCAAUCUGAGCUUCUCUUGAGUGUUAUUGCUGUUUUUGAAUAGCUAGAGGGUUAGUGUCGUACCUUACUAUGUGACUACUCACCCUCCAGCUAUUAUAAAAACAGCUAUGUCACUCAAGAAAAGCUCAGAUUGAACCUCCACUCAUUGAGUGUAAGUGCGAGUGAGCUUUUAUAAUACAGGCGUAACUCUCCAGCUAUUCAAAAACAGCACUGACACUCAAGGGAAGCUCAGAUUGACCCUCCACUCUUUGAAUGUGAGUGUGCUUUUAAAAUACAGGCGUACGGUAUAGAAAUGAUAAAGCUUUUCCUGUUGAAAGGCUGAUAUCAGCAGACUACUUUGAGAACAAGCAAACUUGUCAAGGAAAGCUUGUCAAUUACAGUUAAAUCUAAAUGCGUAUAAACUUGUCAAAUAAAGCAAAUUGGUUUGUCAGUUUCAGAUGCGACUGACAUGAACACAUAAUUAUUUUCAUGAAAUGUAGUAUGUCUCGUUUGAACUGUCAACGAUAAGUAGUUUAAACGAGAGAUACGAAUUAUCAUAAUUGGCGUAUUUUGCGCCGUAGUGUAUGUCUGAACUACUAAAAAUAAAAAGAUUAAAAAUCCUAAUUAAUUGUAAUUUCUAUUCAAUUACAUAAAUAAAAAACAUCAUAUCAUCAAAAUGUAGAAUUAAAAUAAAAACUAGGCAUUUAGAGUUCAAAAAACAAUUCCUAAAAUUUAAAAUCACAAUAUGGUUCAGUACGGCUUGUAUUUUCUUUUCAAAAUAAAAACAAUCUACUUUUACGCUUGGCUGAGUAAUCUAAUACAACGACAACUGGUUGUUGUAUAUAUUAUGAGUAUACAAGAAAAUAUUAAAAAAUGGACUUAAUAAUAUGAAUUUUGAAAGAAUAAAGAGCAAUUAUAAAGAAGAAAUGUAAUUAUUGUAACUUAUACAACGCUUGGAUUCUACAAAUUAUUUGGGAUGAAAGCGUGGAUUGUAUUGGUGAUAAUUUUUGUAGUUUACAGUACCGUUCACGCUUCGAAGGACAGCAAAAAACUUAAAUUAAAAUCGACUGUGAAGAAACUGGGAAAGCCUCGCAAUGCUAAAAGGAUACAUGAGAAUGUUUUGGGGGAUAGUAGCUCGAGAAUUGCACAAAAGGAUGCUUCCAAAUCGAUUAAAAAGAAGGAUUCUAAUGGUUACAACAGCAAGAAAGAUAGUAUAAGGUUAAUAAAAGGUAAACAGGGAAGCUUAAAUAAUAAGUUUAUGAAGUUGAAGCUGAAGUCAAAAUUGGCGACAAAAAAGAGCAGCCUUUCUUCAGGGAAGAGACAAAAUGUCUUCACAGAGGACCCAAGCCAGCAAAGACUCUUUCACAUCGACGAAACGGGGACAUUACAUCGACAUGAAGUUGGACCUGAGGAAUAUACUACACCAGAAGGAAAGACUGAGACGUUUAGUAAUGAUAGAUUAUUAACGGGGGGAAAUGUUGUGAAUCUUCGACCAUCGCAAGCUGCAGUAAUGGACGCCUCCACAAGGCAAAUGACCACCCCAGCCCUCUCAUCACCUAAGGAGAUAAGUUCAAGCAAUUUACCAGAAAUCCAGCAAGGCUCCCCCGUCGCAUUUGCUGUCCCGCCUCCAAUGCCCCCAAGUCCUCCUAGGCGAUACUAUCUCAUGACCUAUCACAGACCCUCAGAUCCCACCUCGCGUGAUCAGGUAAUGUACUGGCAGACAUUUUUGAAAGAGCAUAUUGUAGUAGGUUAAAGACCAGAUCAAAAGAGGGUGAGAGCGCAUGAGAGUUGGCAGUCACGUGAUCUUGGUUAGCUGUUCUUAAUGCUUUCCCAAUACUAUCAUGUAUUUUAUUUAAGUUAUAACAUAGUUGGAACACUCGUCAAACCUUUAUUGUGUUAAUCUGGAGCUUCAACUGUCCCCCGUGAUAAUACGUAACUCCCACCUCUCAUCAACUCGCAUCCUUGAAACAUUUUGUGAAAAACUUCGAGACGCACGAAUACCAUUUAAACACAAACACAUAAACAGUCUUCUUAAAGACAAAGAAGCUGAUCUGACUGUCAGUGUUACUACAGGAAGAAACCUUAACUAAACCGACUUUACUCAUACUGGAUAGCUCUAUCCGUUCUAAAAUGGUCUCCCUAAAGGUCCAAUAAUGGCCAACAACAAGGUCCAUUACAAACAAUCUUUCCCAACUUUUUCCCACUUGUGCAAUAAAUAUAUUAAUGAUUCUGUACCUAUCUAGGCACCAAGUAACGUUCCCAGUCGGUUGCCAAGGUUACAACGCGUGUUCAUUCAUCGAUCACCUUUCCCCGGUCCAUUUCCAAGCUUCGGUAACAACCCAGUACCCUACAGUAUACCUUAUCCACCAAAUAUUCCCCAUAAUCCUGUAGCAUUCCCAUUUCCCAUACCGAAUCCCCCUAGGAUCCAGAAAGUUCCCUAUCCUGUCCCAGUUCCCAUGCAAGCUCCUCCUCAAAUACAAAUUCAAAAGGUAGGACGAACUACAAGUUGAAUAUAAUCCUAAAUAAAAAAAGGUCUUGACAAAAUUCCAAAUCUUCCCAUGCUAUCAAGGAGAUUGAAUGCUACUUUUCCUUGGGUAUGCGGAUUGAAUAACCAACACUAAAAGUAUCUUUUUCAAACAUGAGAUUUUGCAAUCACGCGUCUUUGGCUAGCUCUUCUUUAUGCUUUCCCAGCAGUAUUAUGUAUUUUAUUUUAUUUAAAAUAGAACACUUAUUAAACCUUUAUUUUGUUAAUCUGGAGCUUGAAAUGUCGCCUGUAACAAAUUCCUCACUACCAACUACCACUCUCGUUUGACCGGGCUUUUAUUUACAAAAAUGUUGAAUGUUAAAGGUGCCAGUCCCCGUUCCACAGCCAAUUCCUGUACCAGAAGUGCACAAGAUACCAGUUCCUGUACCAGUACCAGUACAGACACCACCACAGAUCCGUAUCCAGAAAGUACCAGUCCCAAUUCCCCAACCGAUCCCGAUACCGCAACCAAUACCUUAUCCUCGUAUGCCUAUGAGAGGAUUUAUGGGACCACGUCCAAUUAUUCCUGGUACGAAUUGACUAAAUACGAUUCCAUAAAAUAAUGUACCAUAGCCACCUAGACAUACCAUAUAAUGUUAUAUCACAUCAUACCAUACCAUACCAUACCACGAUCUCUCUCUCUCACAAGUCCCAGAAGAAGUCAGUAAAUUUCAGCAGAUGUGAAACCACCGUUACCCCAUAUCAUACGAUACCAUAUACAAAGCCAUACCAUACCAUACACCAUACCACACCAAAUCAUACCAUACCAUAUACCAUAGUCCACACAAUAUCAUAUUAGGGAUACACUAAAAAGGAUCUCUCUCGAUGUUUAGUUCCAGUAGGUCUGAGUGAAUGUGAAACGAAUCCAUGCAGAAACGGAGGCACGUGUUACUCAGUGGAUGACAUCCAGUCUUACAGAUGUCACUGUGCUUCUGGCUUCAAAGGAAUACACUGUGAAGGUAAAGUUUACAUGGCGCUGAACACAAAGGAAAGGGAGAGGGGGGAGGAGAAAGGGUACAGCGCUUCAACGCAACUCUGAGAGAGCACAUGAAUAAAGACAUCAUUAAAUCCAAUCUUAGAGAUGUUACUGUGCUUGUACUGUACUUGCUGUCACUGUACUAAGAGAAGGGGGAGAAAGGGCGGCAAUACAGCGCUUCAACGCACCCCUGGGAGCACACAUACAUAAAGAUUUCAUGAAAUCCAGCCUUACAGAUUUGACUGUGCGUCGGGCUUCUAAAGAAGAUACUAUGAAAGUAAAGUUUACAUAGUACUGAACACUAAUGGAAGGGGGAGAGAAGGGAUGGUACAUGCACAUCGACAUCAUGAAACCUACCCUUAAGUCCGGUUUCAUAUUCAAAGUUUCUGUGAUCACAGUAGGAAUUUUGCAUAGGUAAAUUCUAAGUUUUGAAGGAUUUGUAAGAAAUGUUUGAGAAAACUGACUCAGCGUUUAAUAGUGACUCAUCUUGCUCAAACAUUUCAUACAAAUCAUUCAAAACUUAACUAUGCAAAAUUCCUACUGUGUUCACAGAAACUUUGAUAGUGGGCUUUACACACGUAAAUAUGCUUCAGGGAUCACAAAAAAUACAUUGUGAAGGUUGAACUUCAAUCGCAUUUUAAUCUAUAACAUUCUGCGUGAUAUAGAUACAAGUAAAUGUCAUCCGAACCCAUGUGAAAACUUCGGAGAAUGUACAGUACUUCAGAGUGGAUAUGAAUGCAGUUGCAAGAGAGGAUUUCGAGGAACAAGAUGCGAGGGUAAGGCAUUUCAGAAAUUUAUUUCAAAAAAAUGGGAGAUCCUGUGCCUAGUUUUAGUAACAAAUCUCGACCAUAUUUGCUCAACCUAUUUCCCAUACAUGUUCAACUUAUUUAUUAUUUUGCAGAGACUUUGAUAAUUCAUUUUCACAAAUGCUUAAUUUUUCAGUUCGAGACCAAUGUCACCCCAGCCCAUGUAGAAACGGGGCAAGCUGUACGUCAGUUGGAAAUAAAUAUGCCUGUAGCUGUAUCUAUGGUUUUAUUGGGAGAAACUGUGAAGGUAUGUGAAUCUGGUGAUCAAACUGGUGAAUCCGGUGAUUAAACCAGCAAUUUCGUGAAGAUGGUUUAAGUUUGUUUAAGUAAAUGAACAUGGCUGUAGUUGUAUCUUUGGUUAUACCGGGGGAAAACUGUGAUGGUAGGAAAUAAUUAUUUUAAAGUUCGAACACUUGUUUCGAGACAGACCCAUUUAACAAUAUGAAAUAGGUCGAAGACCAUUUAAGUUUAUAAGUUGACGGUAUUAUAAUAUCAGUUGAUGGUGAAUCGGGUGAUCAAACUGGUGAAUCAGGUGAUCAAACUGAUAAUUGUGAUGGUGAAUAUGAUGACUGCAACAUUAAUUUGUACAAAGUUUCUUUCGAAGAGAUUUAUCUUAACCUCAAAUCAUUCUACUCUAUGUGUGAUGAUAUAUAUGGUCGAUCCCAUCUCAUUCGCAUAUAUAAAUAGUGCUUCCAGUUUCAAUGUACCAAAUAACCCUAGGCUGAAGCUUUAGGGAAAACGGUUCAGUACUGACACAGCUAAUUUGCUUUAGUUCUAAGUAUCCAAAACUUACUGCACAUACAAUUCAAGCUAAUCUGGUUAAUAACACAAUAUUCUAACCUAUUUUUCUUUUCCAUGUAGUGGAAUCGAAAUGUUUUCCUCUGAAUCCUUGCAAGCAUGGAGGAGUUUGCCAUGAGGAUGACAGAAGUUAUAAAUGUACUUGUACUGCAGGAUGGGCCGGCAUCAGUUGUGAAAGUAAGGGAAAAUAUUUUUUACCAUUUUGUUAUUCAUAAAUACAUUCGAAAAUACAUUCGGUUAAACAAUAUGUUAGAAGCAAAUUUGAAACUCAUAUUAUAGAAUUGAAUACUAACAAAAGUUUAAUGGACAACUUGCAUGUCAGACUAAAUUCCAAUCUAAGUAAAGAGAAGGGAAUCAAACACCACAGCUACAAAUUGAAAAAUUUGGUUGCGAAGUGUUGUAAAGCUUGCAAAAUAUAGUCUUGCACAUAUAGUCACAAAAUAUGCAAACUUCGCAAGGCUAUAUUUUCCGUAUUUUACAACAUUUCGUAACCAAAUUUUGCAAUUUUAACAAGUUCUUUACAGGAAUUUACUUUCUUUGCCCAGAUCAAAAAUUAGUCUAACAUGCAUGUAAGUUGUCCAUUACUAAUUCUAACAAUAUACUAACAAUAUUAAUAGUAACAAAAUAACCCAUCUCUCUAGUUCCAGACCCCUGUUCUCGCAAGCCGUGUUACCACGGCGGAGUUUGCCGAGGCAUGGGAACGAGUUUUAUAUGCUCUUGUCGAAUGGGAUACCUCGGAAAACGAUGUCAGAGUAUGUUUAAUAUUAACUAAUAUAAAUACUAAUAUCAAUAAUAAUACCACUAUAUGGACAUUUACUGAUGGUAUGUAGAAUUAAUAAAAACCACAUAUUGAUAAUAUACCAACAGAUUCACUAAUAUCAUACUAAUACAAAUAUUAUAUUAUGCUAAUACGAAUAUUCAUACAAAUAACAUAUUCAUACCAAUAACCAUAUUCAAAUCGAUAAUAAUACUAAUGCGGAUAACCAAGAGUUACUAAAAGUAACUUAUGUGGUGCGGUAAAAGAUAUUUUAAGCUUCUAUGUGUGGAAAUUUUUCCUUUUCAAUUUCCACCUUAUGUAAAUUAUAGUAAAAAUGACGACACCAAUAUUUUAACCGUCAUUUGUGGCAUUCUUUGUUCAUUUUUGGGCACUUUUUGUUUUAAAUAAAAGUAUCUCCUUACAGUUGAAUCUCAGUGUCACACAAGUAACCCAUGUCGCAAUGGAGGCACGUGUUGGGAACGUGAUUUGAAUGGUUACAGAUGUUACUGUAAUCGUAGGUGGACUGGGGAGCAUUGUGAGAGUAAGUGAAGUCAAUUAAUACCACGGUCUGCUCGUUUGUGGUUGUGUUUGUUUGUUUGUGAUUGUGUUUGUUUGUUUGUGAUUGUGUUUGUUUGUUUGUUUGUGUUUGUUUGUGUUUGUUUGUUUGUUUGUUUGUUUGUGUUUGUUUGUGUUUGUUUGUGUUUGUUUGUGUUUGUUUGUGUUUGUUUGUGUUUGUUUGUUUGUGUUUGUUUGUUUGUGUUUGUUUGUUUGUUUGUUUGUGUUUGUUUGUUUGUUUGUGUUUGUUUGUUUGUUUGUUUGUGUUUGUUUGUUUGUUUGUUUGUUUGUUUGUGUUUGUGUUUGUUUGUGUUUGUUUGUUUGUUUGUUUGUGUUUGUUUGUUUGUUUGUUUGUUUGUUUGUUUGUUUGUUUGUUUGUUUGUUUGUUUGUUUGUUUGUUUGUUUGUUUGUUUGUUUGUUUGUUUGUUUGUUUGUUUGUUUGUUUGUACAGUGAACAUGAUCUGGAUGGAUAUAAAUGUUACUGCUGCAGAUGAUGUAAUUGAGAAAUUUUUUAUCAAGUGUCAAAUAAACUGAAAGUCUUGCUUUCGUUUAUCUUUCCUUACAGUUCCAUCGCACACAUCCUAUUAUUGAAUGUGAUGUUAAAGUUGGUGGGUCAAUUAGAAGAAGAAACAAUGCGAUCAGUCGAAAUAGUCAAAAGUUCUACAAAUCUUGGGGGUUUAAUUGUGGAAAUCAGAACUUAUUAGCAGAAACAAGCAUAGUUAUACGUCGCUAUUGAAACAUCCUUUUAGUAGUACAUCUCAUAGUUUACUUUGUAUAUUCUAAACAUGAACCGUGUAAAUUUGAUGUAUCACCUUUCUUAUUAAUUUUUGUAUUGGAAGAUGGUGUAAUUAAAGUUCUUACUAAAAAGUAGUAUAUACAAGCUUUGGAAACGGUUCUGAACUGUUCUAUUUAUGAUCUGGUAAAAUCUACAGUAUAGUACAAGAAUAACAUUUUGGAAUCAGAAUUAGCCGACAAAUAAACACUUAAGGACAAAUAUACAAAGACAAUUUACACUCAGACGUUUACAAAUAUUAAGAUUAUACUACAACAUCCUACUGAUUUACAAAAUUGCCGUGCGUGAGCCCGUAUCAUAUGGAAAAUAGGUUGUCAAUUUCGCUUCUGAAAUGACUGGGAGAGCAUAUUGCUCGAACAUCUUGAGGCAACUCAUUCCACAACACCGCCCCGUUGUAAGCAAAACUUCGUUCACGAUAGUUCGUUCGCGGUUCACACAAAUAAGUGAUAUCACAGUUUCGCAAAUUGUAUCCUGUGCUGCGGAAUUCGAACAAUUCACGGUUCAUUAAUUGUUUUAAACAUCAAUAUAGCUUUAUGCUUUUUCCGGCGUGUUGAAAGACCAUCCCAACCCAGCUUAUUAAAAAGGUCGCUGGAACUAGCACGAGAUUUAGUGAUGAUCAUCGCUGCCCUAUUUUGCAAUUUUUGCAACUUAUCAUGAUUUAACGUAACAUUUAAACAAUUCCAAACUGAGCUACCUACCUAACUGGACCCCAGUAGCAGAGAUGAAAAGCACCACCUCUCUUUAAGGCUCGUUUUACACUUGCAAUUUUUGCUGCGAUUAUAGGUGCGAUUUUCUUCUUCUGACGCAUGUGAACGAGUGCAUAGGUUAUGAAUGUUCAGAAGAGAUCAUUGAACUAUAAAUAAACUGGAAGGCUAACUGCUAUGAUGAAGGCCUAUGAUUUGAUGAAGCCAAAAUAGUUUUUCUGAGUUAUGAGCAGAAAUACUUGACCCCAAACGUCGUGCUAUAUAUCAAAUUGAAGCUAUUGAAAAUUGCUAUUUGGUGUGGAAAUUCCACGACUUCAGCGAAAAGAAAAAUAUUUUAAAAAUACAAAAACAACUGCAAAACGGCAAAUUAUCGGUAAUUAUGUUUGUAAUUUUUUGAUAUUUCCCUUUUAGCUAAAGUCUUGAAAUUUCUACACCAAAUAGCGUUUUUCAAUAGCUUCAAUUUGAUAUAUAGCCCAACGUUCAGUGUUGAGUAUUUCUGCUCAUAACUCAGAAAAACUAAAAUGCACUGGCUUCAAUUCCCCCCCCUGAGUUAGCCUUCCAGUUUAUUUAUAGUUCAAUGGAAGAGAUGUAUACACUCAAAACCUUCAUAACUCAUCUACUCGUUUAGAUACAUCAGAAUAAGAACAUCUCAGAAGAAAGUGUAAACGGGCCUUUAUAGACUGCAUGCUACAUACAUUGUUCUGAUAAGCUAGAAAAGCCAACUACAUCGCCGAUCCCAUGAGAUUAAAACUCCCAUAAUCUUAAUGGCCCGGUCAAAUGAGGACGAGAAUUGAUUAAAGUUGGCAAGCGAGAGUUUGCAUGAGGGUUUUCUCAACGAGAACAAGACUUGCAUGGGAAUUGAUGAGAGUGGACUGGAUAUUACCGACCAAACCAGCAAAAAUUUUCAUCAACUCUUAUCAAAAUUUGAACCGGCUCAAAGCUCAAAGUUGAUGGUAGUUGAUGAAAGUACAUGAGAAUCGAUGAGAAUUAACGGUGAAACGUGACCAACAGUUGCAAAACGCUCAUCAACGCCAUGUAUACGGCUAUCACAACCAAUAAUUUUAUAGAUCAUUAAUAUAUAAUCAUAUAUACUUGUAAAUAUACUGUCAGUAGUAUUCAAGAGUCAUAUACAACUUCACACGAACUAAUUUAGCCAAAAUACUAGGAUUCACAAAGCGUUCAAAAAUCAAACAGCAAAACCAUCUCAACCGUUUAAAUUUCAGUCAAGUUUACCGGUACCAAAGCGUCUGUGCUGUAAAGCGUCAAAUCUUGCGACCGCUAUACUAAAUAUCUGAUUGAGAACUGCUUAAAAAAUUACCAAUUAUAUACGUUUUUAUCAGCGGUUUCUGAAAGUAUAAUUCAAAUUAUUCAUCCAAUUGAAAAAGAGGAGAGUUCGGCGUGAAAUAUGUGAGAAGGCCGAGAUUGGACUUCAAUAUGCCACGCAAAUUUGUGGGAAUACGUUUCGAAAACUUUACUGUAAUCAAACAAGCUGGUUGCUGUAUUUAGCAUUGUAUUCGAAGGAAGGAAAAGAAUAUUUGAAUAUUUCUCAAAGAUGGGGAAGAUUUUUUUGUUGUUUGUCUUAGUUGUAAUUUGUGUCCAUUUUGAAAUCAACGGUGUUUAUGGAAAAUCGAGCAAGCUUGUAAAUAAACAUGAAAGUGAAAUUGGGAGCAAGUCGAAGAAAAAUGUGAAUAUGAAUAGUGGCCCAAAGACAAGUGACACUAGCACACAGGUGAAGAAUAGUAUCAACGUUAAUGAGAAUAAAAACCGAGGGUUAGAAAAUUUAGAUGAAAAUGCAAACGAUGGAAAGCGGAUAAGUCCAACGAUUAUGCAAGAAGAUACAAUUACCACCGAAGAUUACUUGAAGACUUUAACUUCUACAGAGCCGAUAAAAGUUUCAAAACACAGCGAGUCGAAUUCAAGGCAGUCAGAUUCAACUGCGGCGGAAAAUGUCAAAGUAAAAAGUGAAAUUAACAAAAAUGAUAACGAAAGGAAUGAUAUUUCAACACAAACGGAAAAGGUGGAAGACGAAAAGAUCGAACAGAAAAAAUCCAAAAUCGAAACUCCUAAGGAAACGAAGGAAAAUUUGAGUACUCGUAAAAGCGAAGAUAAAACAUCGAAAUCCAAAGUCGAAAAAACCACGAAUUCUUCGAAACGUGAAACUACACGUCCAGGAAACAGCAAAAAGAAAGAUUCCCAGAAUAAUAACGCGGACAAAAUAGACAAGGAUCUCACAAAAACUAAAAACACAAUAGAGCAUGCAAAACAUAAAAUUGACAAGCCUCACAAUUCUGAGUCGAAAGGCCAAACGAAAGCGUCUGUUAGUCAUCCACAUUCAAAAACCAAAUCCCAACCGUUAAAAACUGAACGAGCAAGCCUUAUCAAAACUGAAAAUAAAACACUGGAUAACGGGAAAACGAAAAAGAAAGCUAAGAAACUUUUAGUUUCGUUUUUCCAUAGCGAAUUGGAUGACGAGGAACAUGCGCACGAAAAGAAAACGCACGUUGGAAAAGAAAACAAACACGGUAAACAGAGCUCGCAAGUUGAAUUGCCAAAUAGCGGCACGCAACUUGCUAAAGAAGAGCACGAAAAGAAAACGCAGAUUCUAAAAGAAAACGAAAACGGUAAACAGAGCUCGCAAGUUGAGUUAUCGAAAAGCGGCACGCAACACGCUAAAGGAGAACACGAAAAGAAAACGCACGUUAUGAUGGAAAACGAACAUGGUGAAAAGAGCACGCAGGUUAAUAUACCACAUAUCGGCGCGCAACACGCAGAAGGAAAGCACGAAAAGAAAACGCACGUUAUGGUGGAAAACGAACACGAUGAACAGAGCACGCAGGAUACACCACGAACCCACACAAAAGACGAAAAAUCGACGCUCGCGGAAUUUUCGGAUACGUUGUAUAAGCGAACAGGAUUACAAACACAACCCCAGGUGACAAAUCAAAAUAAUAAAGUCAUCGAAGUUGCUUUACCGUCCGGACCACAUGCGGAAGACCCACAACAUAUAAGACUUAGCAAUGCGCCGACACAUGUACUAUAUAAACCUGUACAUAAAUAUUACCCUGCUAUACAUCGCUAUAUGACCAAACCUAUUCAUCGCUAUUUAAAGAAACCGGUAGAUCUGAGCAGCCUCAACCCCCCGCUACGGAGGCAAGAAUUUACUUCUACCCCUCAAGUGAAAGAGUUCGCCAACACCCCUGUGAUUCAGCACAAUAUUGGAAUCCCCAAAGUUGUUGCUAACAACCUUGCCUCUGUUGCCGGGAGGUUAGGAGACAAAGGGUCAGGACUCCAAGUGAAACAGUACGCCUCCCCUCCUGGACGGGAUGUUCAAGCCGGUAUUGGACAGUCGAUUCCAGGGAGAUUGGUCAACGAUCAAACACCAACACUUCAAGCUAAGCACUACGGUACAAGUCCAAGGAUUGUGCCAGGGGGGUUUGCCCAUGAUCGUCAUAUACUCCCGGGGGGUGCAGCACAUGUAGGACCAGUUAGGAUAUUUACUCAACUGCCGCCAAGAAUUCAACCAGUCUUGAUGCAUCCACACAGAUUGUCGCCAACAGGUUAGUGGCAGAAAAUGGUAAGAUACUUAAACCACUAAAAUUCUCCCUUUUUCCCACCCAUUUAAAAAUAGUGUGGAGGGGACUUUACCUUUUCGAGAAUAAAAAGAUUUCCUGGGAUUACAGUCGAAUCACAUUUUCUUAUUUCCGUAGGGUAACCUCUUCAGUGAUGCAUCACUGGUAUCAACGAGGGUCCUUUCUCGUUCACCUAUCUUUCACUUAAUAUAAAUAUGGACAUGACAAUGUUUCAAUGGCUGGGAAACAAUGUUUCCUGGUUCGUCCACCUUUGGGAAACAUGGCUAGAAAACAAAUUUGUUUCCCAAAUUUGCGAUUCGAAUCAUUGUCUCGUUUACUUAUCUUUCACUUAAUAAAUAUAAACAUGACACUGCAGCUUCAAUAAGUUUAGGACAAAUUAUUCCUGGUUUGCCCACCUUUGGGAACAUGAUGAGGAAACAAUGUUCCCUGGUUUGUCCACCUUUGGGAAACAUGGUUAGGAAACAAUGUAUUCUGGUUUACCCUGAGCCUAAAAAGAUGCUUGUAGAUUCCCAAGAUCAGAAUAUAUACUCAAACGGGACAUUGUUAGGAAACAGAACAAAAAUCGUUUUGUACAAUGAAGCAAUACUUCAAUGAUAGUUGCAUUCAAUCGCUCAAACAGCUAGUAUGCGCAUCAAAGAGGAUAUGAAGAAACGAGAAGUGGAAAGUACUUAAAAGGUCUUAAAAGUAAAAGACAAAACAGGAAAUAAAUUCCUUUUCUCCUGCAGGUUUUGGCCCCUGUAGUACGAAUCCUUGCAAGAACGGCGCGAUGUGCAGCACUGUCAAUGACCAAGCAAUGUGCGUCUGUAAACCUGGCUUCAGAGGAAAAUUUUGUGAAUGUAAGUAUACGGAAUAUUUUUCAAUUGGUGUGCUUGAGAGGGUGUGCAUAAGCUUUCUCAAUGUUUUUCUCAUUACGUAUAUUUUUGUCUACAUUUAUGCAAAAAAACGGUCGGUUCAUUGUCACGUGUGCAUUGUAUUUUCGCUCGUCCAAUCAAAAGCAGUGUGUUGGUUUGAUUACCCAGAUAUUACACAAUGUAAAUGAAAACAUAGCUAUUGGUUGCUCUGGUGAAAAUACAAUACACACGUGACGAUGAAACGACCAUUUCUUGCAAGAACUAAGACAAAAAUAUAGACAAUGAGGUAUAUUAUGCCUGCAUCGAGUUUCAUAAACUUAUUCUAUUGACCAGGGGCGUAGGAAGCUUCUAAAAGUUGGGGGGGGGGCAGGCUCUGAGGGGCACUUUUCGGAAAAAAAGGACAUCUAAAAAUUUUUUCCCGGAAAUGUUGGCGACGGGGGGGGGGGAGGAGGUCAUCUUAAAAAAAAAUUUCGGACAUACCAAAAAAAAUUUUCCGGAUAUACCACAUUUUUUCCUAAAUACGAAAAAAAUUUUCCGAAAUUAAAAAAUUUUUCCGGAAAUAACAUAGAUUCAAGUCUUUCCCCUUUCGAAAGGCGCAAAAAGUGCAAUCUCAAGGAAAAUUUUUCACGCAAAAAAAGGGCACUUUGCUCCCGGAAAAAGGGCACUUGGCAAAACUUGGGGGGGCCUGCCCCCCUGGCUCCUACGCCCCUGCUAUUGACUAUGUGAUGAUCAAAGGAUGCCAUCCCAACCCCUGCCACAACUAUACACGACUCUGUAACUAAGCUGUAUUCAAGUAAAAAUAUUAUAUCAAAGCAAUGAACACACCAACUGAAUAACGUAUUCACAGUUGCAUCUCACUUCUUCUCAAACUACUUCAGUGGCCAACAGAUGCCAUCCAAAUCCCUGCCACAACUACGGGGCGUGUACUGAAGUUGAACGAGAUUUUGAAUGCAGCUGUAAGAAAGGACACCGAGGAAAGAGAUGUGAACGUAAGAGAAAUCUUUUAAUUUGUUAUAAAGAUGUAGAGAUUUCCGAUCCUCGCGGCAAAGGUAUUUUUCACAUGUAACAUCUGUCGUUUCAGCGUUUUGAUUGGCUAGUGCUUUCGCGCUCAUAACAUGACGCCAGGUUUCACUGAACGUAGACCAACUCUGGGGCAUUGACUCGCCUAAACUCGCUGCGGUUUAAGGCGAGUUUAGGCGGUUUAUGGCGAGUUAAGCAUGACUUAUAUCUAAGCAUGAAUUCUAUUUAAACUAUUAUAAAGCAAUUAGACCAUUAUUCUUUCAAAAGCCAUUAAAGCGUCAGGCGAAUGAUAUAGAAAACCGUUCGUUGUGUUUCUUGUAUUGUUCGAAACGUCGCAAUUGCGUGCUCAUAUUCAACAACAACAGUUUUGUCAUAAUUUCUUACUUUGUUUUCAGUUGAGAACAAAUGUGAACCUAACCCAUGUUUGAACGGUGCUACAUGUUCAGAAAGUGAAGAUGACUAUGUUUGUACCUGUCGUGAGGGUUUCCUGGGUCACAGCUGUGAAGGUAUGGAAAUCUUGUUCUUUAAUUUCUGUAACUAUCUAGAAGAUCAAACAAAGAGAAUGAUAUCAGCGUUAACUUCAUCCCUAUAUUCAUCUCAAACCCAGCAAUGUGCUUUUCGUCUCUGGGAAUUCAAUGUCUUAAUUAGAAGAUGAACAGAUAACCUUAUUAUUCAUUUGAAUAGUAAGGUUAUCUGUUCAUCUAACUAACAAUUUAGCAAUCAUUUUUAUCUGUCUUGCAAUGAAUACGUCACGUAUGCAAGCAUAGAAUAGAUCAAAGAUAACUUAUCAUUAGAUUUAAUGUACGUGCAGUGAAUAACUCAAACAUAACUCUAAUGCAUAGUAUCUGUGUUGUUUUAUAUGCUUUCAUUAACUGGAAUAAAAUUAAAAUAUUAACUAGAAAUGCGAGUUAUCCAAAAUUGUAAUCAAUGUUUCCACUGCACUUUGGUGAAGAUGAAAUUCAGAGAUAUUUCCAGGUCUUUCGAGGACGUUUAUUUCUUGAGGUUACGGCUUAGGCCCUAUUUCUUUUAUACUUUUAGAUAAUAAUAAAAGGGAUAAAAACCAACACAAAACUAUAGGAAACACUUUUUAUUCAUAUUCUCUUCACAGCUGAAUCAAAAUGCAACCCCAUCAAUCCUUGCAAGAACGGUGCAACGUGUCGGGAAGCGCGCGACACAUACAAAUGUUUCUGUCGAGAUGGAUUUGGAGGGUAUAACUGUGAAGGUAAUGGAUAUUGAUGUAUACGAGAUCACCCCUAUGACCUUAAAUUUACAGCUCAAAUAUUAAUAGGUUAUAGUAGCAAUAAAUCUUAAGAAAUAGUAGUCUAGUUCCACAGAAUCAUGUACCAAGUCGCUCAUUAAAAUUUCUAGUACGGAAUGAAAGCAAAAAUAAUUGCUAAUUUGAACAGAUAUAUCUGGGAUUACGAAUCGAAAGAUUUACAAAUGAAUAAACGUGUUGUGUUCCAAACAACAAAAUUAAAUUUAUUGCCAUGCAAAUGUACCUAGACUUAAAAAUACUUAUUUUUAGCUCGUAUCAGACGUAAUAUCUGCCUACCCAACCCAUGUCAAAAUGGAGGAUUUUGUACGAUCACGGGCACGAGUACUGGGAACUACACUUGCAGUUGUGCUGCUGGCUGGAAAGGGGGGAACUGUGUAGGUAUGUCCACUGAUCUGAAACAAUACUGGAUAGUGCAGCCUCAGUAUUCCUUUAAGCCAUGUUCAAUACCCCACGAACAUUUGUUAGAAAAUGCGGGCUGAGAGUUGCGCGGAAGCGUGCGAGCAGAAGCGAGGCUGGCAAGAUAAUAGGAGACAACUUUUAGUAUUCGUCAGAGAAUAGUUUAAAAGUGGAGUAGAAUUAUAUACAACUCAGUCUCAUGUAAGAUGAGCAGGGUUUUUUCAGGGAUUUUUUAGGACCGUAAAACGGGCCCAAAAACUCAAUCUUGAAUUGAGUUUUGAAACUCAAUCUUCUCACCAAAAGAUUCUGUGCAGUAAAAAACUUUGAGUUAAAUUCAUGACGUGUGCAAAUUAGUUUUCAGUUGAAAACCCGAAAAUUAAGUAAACAAUGGCUGGAAUUCAUUUCACAACACAAGAAAAAUAAUGCAUUGACCGUCUUUAACCAGUUUAUAGUGUCCCUCAGUGCCCCUGCUUUAACACAUUGCAGCUCAACAACACUAAAGUGGGUACAGGUUUCAGCCUGGGACAGUCGCCUCAAGACCCCCAGCUGUUCAGCUAAACUCAAUCUUCUCUGCAAAAACGGACCCAAGAGAAAAUCCUGAAAAAAACCCUGACGAGUGCUUCUGCUUUGCACCACAGGACAUAACUUGUUUAUUCCUGGAGUUAAUAUUGGAUUGCAGCCAAAAAUGGAUGAACAUUACUGGACCUCAAACAGUGAAGAACAGUUAAACUGAUAGAGCUAUCUAGUAUAAAUAAAGCUAAUUUAUUUUAGGUUUCAUCCAGAGAUAACUGUGGACCAAUAAGAGACGACCCUUACUGGAUCUCUAGGGGAACAGUUUAGAACUGUUAGAGCUAUCCAGUACAAAUAAAGUUAGUUUAGUUUAGAUUUCCACCAGAGGUAACUAUGGACCAAUACGAAAUUGCCCUUACUGAACCUCUGGGAGAACAGUUUGGAACUGGUAGAGCUAUCCAGUAUAAAUAAAGUUACUUUAGUUAGUCUUCAAUAAUAUCAAUGAAUAAUUUUCAGAGAAAGUUGACAACUGGGGACACAGUGCUGGACCAACGAUAUGCGCAUCAAUCAAUCCAUGUAUGUUUGGCGGGAAAUGUACGCCAGUUAGUUACUAUGACUACACCUGCACAUGCCCGAAAGGACGAGGAGGUGCUCACUGCGAACGUAAGUAUAUCUGGGUGCAAACGAAUGGACCCUUUACACAACACUUAGCAUAAAGGCCGCUUUACACUAACAAAGUUCCUGUGAUCACAGUAGGAAUUUUGCAUAGGUAAAAGUUUUGAGGGAUUUUUAAGAGAUUUCUUACACAUCCUUCAAAACCUAGAAUUUACCUAUGCAAAAUUCUUACUGUGAUCACAGAAACUUCGAUAGUGUAAACUAUCUUUACGGAUUGUAUAUUCUCAGCAAUAUGUCAUUAACUUAUUCUAUGUGUAUUUAUAUAAGAAAUCAAACAUCCGAAAUUUGUGAGCAGUUGCAGUCAUUGUCAUGCAUAUGCAAGAUGUCUUGAUGGUCAUUGUUCUUGCAAGGAAGGCUAUGCGGGAGAUGGCAAGAACUGUGAGCCUGGUAAGGAUAUGUGAGGAUAUGUAAUGACAUGUAAGGGUAGGUAAUUGUAGGUAAGAAUAUGUAAGGAUACAUAGCAUUAUGUAAGGAUAUGGUGAGAUUUGCAAGAUGUCAAAUGGUCAUUGUUCUUGUAAAGGUUAUAUAGGAGAUGGAAAAAACUGUGAACCUACACAAGAACUUCCAAGUAAGGAUAUAUAAGGGAUAUAUAAGAUACUGAAAUUCACUUAAAUACUUUUUGUUUUUCUUUCCAUCAGUUCAACAAUUUUGUCAUCCUAACCCAUGUUACAACGGGGGCACGUGCCGGCAAUCAACCAAUCAAAAACGAUCACUAUCUGGCGGAAAACCAUGGUGGUGCGAAUGUUCAACCGGUUAUAUGGGACCACACUGUCAAGGUGAUACCAUCUAAUGCUGAUAAGAAAUUUUAGAUUUUAUUGUGAAUCAUCACAACUAUCAUUAUCACCACUGUCCACUGUCUUUAUACUCAUAUUCUCAAUCAAAUGAUCAAAUUUAAUAUCUAGAGAUGGACUUAUGUUUGAUGAGAUUGUGUCAAAAUGGCGGGACUUGCCUGAGCGUUAAAGGACAAACAAAAUGUCUGUGUCCACCGACUUACCGUGGGAAAUACUGUCAAGGUUAGUAGCACGCAAGUGAAUGUUUGGCAGUAAAAAUGUGGUUCGGUCGGUCGGUUGUCAGCCGUCCACCUUGUGAUUUUUCUGUUUGUCUUUAGAGAAGAACGUUUGUCAUGGAAAUCCUUGUAAAAAUGGAGGAUUAUGCAAAGCUGUUGAAGGAGUCGCAAAAUGUUCAUGUCCAGAAGCAUAUGACGGAGCACUCUGUCAACGUAUGUAUAUAACAUAUAUAUAUUUUGAACUGUAACAACAUUGGAGCAAUACAAAACGAGCAUACUAGACCUCAAGCAAGAACGGUUUGGAACUGAUGGAGUUAAAUCCAAUAUGAAGGGAUCGAAUGAGAUUCCCCAAAUCCUGAUAUUACACAUACACAGUCCAUUAGCUUCACCUUCAAACAAUCAUUAAUAAUUCAUAAGCCUAUUGGCAAAUCCUGUCAACCAUAAUAUGUCACGUGCAGUGGCUUUAAACCUGAUAAAACACUCCUAAUUAGCAUUCUUUAUAUAUAAGAAUACUAAUAAGGCAGUAUAUCUAUUGAAUUUGUAGUCGUGUUUGAAGCCGUUUAAAAAACUCGCAGGUCGAGUUUUAUUAGGUCUAAAGCCACUCGCGCUGCGCGCCCGUAGCUUUAAACCUAAUAAAACACUCCUGCUCGUUUAUUAAACAGUACUUAGUAUAUAUAUACAUGAACUUGUGGUUAGAGCUCGACAACUGUCUCUCUGUAGCUCAGUCGGUUACCGAGCGCUGCACCGAAUUCACAGGGUCACAGGUUCGAUUCCUGUCGAAGGGCCAAUGCUCCAUCGAAAUCUCCACCUACAUAUCCCUUCAACAAUUAGUUAUGUCGAGUGAAGUGCCAAAACCCUGAUAUUUAAUUUAGUUUCUCCCAGAGUCGCAUUUUCAAAACAACACAAGACAUUGGAGGAUUUGGUUCUUAAAAAUGUUUAAACUUUGAGUUUAGCAUGGCAAUAUCAGUGAUUUCAUAAUGCUCAAAACAUUUUUAGACUCGAAAUGUUCUAAAUGUGAUCGGUAUGCAAGUUGUGUCAAAGGAGAUUGUGUUUGCAACGAUGACUAUAUUGGAGAUGGACUGACAUGUCGUAAGAAAAUUACAAGUACGUUUUUGAUAUUUCAAACGUGGGGUUCAAGUGCAGGUAGGGGGUCCAGUGCAGCUACAUAAGCUGCUGCGGUUUGUAUCUGAAUGACCUAAACCAGAUAUCUCACACCUGGGGGUUACAACACAGCUGGCUAAGAAAGUAUCCUGAGGAAGGGCUUUUGCUAGAAAUAUAGAAAUGAUUGUGUUUUCUUCAUAGAGUUCAGAUACGUACAAACCAAACAAUUCAAUUGGGCUUUCUCGCACCAUUUGACCAGGCUUUGUCCGCCAUCUUUAGGUGGCAAAUCGCAUGGCAUAAAUAGACAGCAACGAGCGAAGGAUUGAAUUUGGUACAGUAGAAACACAGUACUAUUGUAUAUAAGUACUAUUCACUUCACUAAAUAACUGCUUCACUUGUUGUCAUCCUUUAUUGAUGCGCAGUUUGCCACCCAAAAAAGCAGACAAAGCCAGGUCAUGACAUGAGAAAGGAAAUUUACAUAAAUAAUACUUUUCCUGUAUUUGUACACUAACAAAACCAAAGAAUUAGUAGCAUCCUUGAGUCUAUUCUAAUUAUGUGUUUAGACCAGCGUUUUCACAUAUUUUUCUAAUGCACUUUGACACAAUAGGUCCCCCUGAAGUCGUUCCUCCAACUCUAGCCCCUGCUUCUCCCCCACAAUCAUCACCACCACCACCGCCACCGCCACCACCUCCAGUUCACAAGUUCUGCGACUCUAACCCCUGUGCAAGUGGUGCGACCUGCCUCGAAGCUAUGGAAACAUAUUUCUGUAAAUGUCCAGAGAACAAGUUUGGGAAAAAUUGUGAUCAAACACCAAAAGUGAUAGGUAUGAAUAGGACUUCUGUACUGCUCUUGUUAUUUGAAGAGGAAAGAAUAUUAAUGGGAAAAUAUCCAUCAUCCAACCAUCACCACCAUGAAUCACCAUCAUCACCAGUGUGUAUCAUUAUCACUACCAUAACAGCACCAUAGUCGUCAUUCUAUUGACCACCAUAUUCAUUACCAUUACCACCACCAUCAUAACAACUACCACCACAUCAAAACCACAAACAUUCUUCGAUUCUAACCCUUGUGUGGUAAGCAGUUUGAUGAAAUUAAAACAAAAACAAUACGUAUGAAUAGCUAGAGCCAUCAAUUCGUAAGGUAGAGUAUUUACAGUAAUUUCAGCAGUAUCAGCAUGAUCUUCUUCAUCUAGCAGUAUCACCAUGAUCGUCAUUCACAUGUUAAUAACCAUACAUUAUAAAACAACUAUCAUCAUCAAAAAAAAAAUCAUAACUAUCAUCAUCAUCAAUACCAUUGAUGUCAUAAUACCAUCACCACCAUUAUCAUCAUCACCACUACUGUCAUUACCAGCACCAUAAAAAACCAUCACCAAAAGCAUGGUAACCUUCCUAGCUCACUUAUAUGAGUUACAACCAAGUCACUUUCAAAUCGUUUCCCUGAGCAGCUCUGCCAGACACAAGCAGACAAUAAUAUACUUGGUUUUAGAAUGAAGUUGCUCGAUAUUUUUCAGCCGACCUUUGUUCAAAAUGCGAUAUUGAUGCGACAUGUAAGGAUGGAAGAUGUGUUUGCAAUGAAGGUUUUAAUGGAAAUGGAUUUACUUGCAGAAAGUCAACAUCGGCAGUCGCAGAUAUUUCUACAGUCAGCACACCACAUAGUAAGAAGUCUUUUUUUGUUAUAAACUGAAAUUAACUUUAUUUAUACUCGACAGCUCUAUCAGCUUUAAAACUACUUUCCAUAGAAGUACAGUAAGGCCUCAUUAUUAGCCCGAAGGAAAUCUGCUGUGUUACAGUGCUUUUUCUCCACCACAAACACUCUUCUCUAAUGGGACAACGAUAAAAUUAUAAUCAUUAAACUUCACGUUGUGGGAAUCUAACCCCUGUCACACAGAUAGUGCUAAAAUAUACCGAUGUAACGAAGAUCGUCUCAGUAUCGUUAUUGUAACGCCGUUAUUUUUUAAUUCAGAGACAGAUUCGUCAUGUGACUUCUGCCCGGAGAAUGGUCAGUGUCUGGAUAAUAUUUGUGUGUGCCCGCCAGGUUUUGAAAACGUGAAGCGAUCAUGUGUAGGUAAGCAUGCGCAAAAUGCAACUUUGCAGAGUUAAAUAUAACAUCAGUGAGCGUGCUACCCAAAUCACAUUUUCAGAAAUCACAUCCCUAUUUACCACUGUUCUGAUAAUGUAAGGAUAGAAUGAAAUAAAGGUAACAAAGAAUUAACCACUAACCCCAAAUAUUUUUUGUACACUAACCGUUAAUAAUUGGAUAUUCUAAGAGGAACUUUGAUAUAUCUUUAUCAUGAAAAACCUCAUCUUGAUCAACUUGAUGUUGGAUGAGAUUGGAACAAAAUUGUUGGUAUGGUGUUUACAUAAUGGCCCUCUGUGAAUUUUUAUGGGCUUUCUUUGCAGCUAUAGACGUUCCAAGAGUGAGCAAUACCGUCCUAGCAAAAAUUAUGCCUCCAGGUAAAACAAGAAAAUACUAAUCCAAACUUAGAAAGAUUGUACCUAACUCUAGUCAUGUUAGCUAGUUCCCUGACUAAUGGAUAUUUAAUAAUUAGCCUAUAAAUGUAUGUGGAGAGGGUCACGAAGGGCAAAAUAGAAGCAGGGUUUUGCCUUUUUCUGUCGCUGGGAAAAUGUAAUUUGGCCUCAGGAAAUGAGAUAUUCCUGAACAAUUUGCUGCAGCUGGGAAUGCAAUUUGGCAAGUCAAUUUGUGGGUGAAUGCAAUUCAGACAAAAAACUGGAUUGAAUCCCCACCUUUAGGAGCCUCUAUAUUAACCAAAUAGAUUAACCAUGCAUAUCAACCAUAGACUAUACUAAAACAUAGAUUAACCAUAAUACUAACCUUACUAUAGGUGUUGAGUUGGUUGGUUCAAUAAGAAACCGAUUGCCUGUUGGCCAAUGGAAAGGUUCGUCUCUCAAAUCUAAAUAAGAAUCGAAUGUAUUCUUUCAAAAUGUUCCAAACCUGGCCAAUAUAUAUAGAACUAUAAAUAACUAGACCUAACAACUUCUAAUUACAAAAUUUAUAAUAAACUAGAAGGUUCUUGGAGACUUUCACCUUUUCACCUUCGCCAGUGAAUUGUAUAUUAUGUAUCUUGCAUCAAAAUUUAUUUUUUAUUUAACUAAUUCAUUAAUUUUUAGAUAAAUAUUUAAAAUCAAUAUUUUUUCAGAAAACAGUGUGGUAACAGAAUAUCAGAGUAUGGGCUGUUGGGCGGAUACAAAAGAGUGGCGCAACGCUAUCAUGAGAGCCAUUCAUUCGAUGGAAGGACUACAUCCCUCGCUCAACGACGACUAUAAGAGGCGUAGAAACCCAAUCACCAAGUGUGCCAAGGCCGCAAAGGCUUAUGGUUAUAAGGUAUUCGCCUUACAAAAUGGCGGCCAGUGUUUCACAGAUCCUAACGCUGGCAAGACAUAUACAACAUACGGUCCAUCUACGGCGUGUAGAUUUGGUGUCGGUGGUGCACUGGCUAACGACGUUUAUAGUUUGCCAUAA
Molecule: messenger RNA, 34549 nt
Organism: Paramuricea clavata
Lineage: Eukaryota; Metazoa; Cnidaria; Anthozoa; Malacalcyonacea; Plexauridae
Source: the annotation of a GenBank genome assembly